UCUGCGUCUAGUGACCCAGGAUGGUGGCCCUCGAGGACCAAUUUUAGUAUAGGAGCCGUGCUUUUUAGCUUAGAAAUAGAUUUACAAAGCUGUAGAUUUCGAAAAUGCAUAAAACGCGCUCGUCUACUAUCUGGAAAGAGCUGUCUAGACAGUAACUGACGAGACCAAAGCUGCAGGAAAAUGGACAGCGAGGUACAACGAGAUGGAAGGAUCUUGGAUUUGAUUGAUGAUGCUUGGCGGGAGGACAAGCUGCCAUACGAGGAUGUGGCGAUCCCACUGAGUGAGCUUCCAGAGCCUGAGCAGGACAAUGGCGGCACCACAGAGUCCGUGAAAGAGCAGGAGAUGAAGUGGACAGACCUGGCCUUGCAGUGCCUCCACGAGAACGUCCCACCGGCUGGAAACUGACCCUGGCUUUCUUUCCCAUGGAUUGGGUUUUCAAAACUAUGUAGAUAAAGCAUGUUUCCUCUCUCUCUCCAAAUUCAGAUCUUUGAGUAAUAAAUCAACACUCAAAAACA
Peromyscus maniculatus bairdii (prairie deer mouse) is the source of this 515-nucleotide messenger RNA. It is a transcript of the gene Anapc13, whose product is annotated as anaphase promoting complex subunit 13. Gene Ontology annotation, biological process: protein K11-linked ubiquitination. The record is from RefSeq and is a predicted model, not a curated record. NCBI's taxonomy places the organism in Eukaryota, Metazoa, Chordata, Mammalia, Rodentia, Cricetidae. Gene Ontology annotation, cellular component: anaphase-promoting complex.